AUGAAUCGAAAGUGGGAGUCCAUUGAAAGUAAAAAUCGAGUAUUUUGUAAUGGUCGUUGUAUUACCGGUCAUAAUCUUGGUAUAUUUAUAUUUGCACUUUUUCUAAUCAUUGCUAUAUCUGGACUUUUCUUUGGUUUUGAUUGUCCUUAUCUAACCAAACGACUUAGUCCAGCUAUACCAGUUUUUGCUGCUAUUAUAUUUCUUAUGGUUAUUUGUUGUAUUGUACGUACAGCUUUUACAGAUCCUGGUAUACUUCCUCGAGCAACACCAGAUGAAAUACUCUAUCUUGAAAAAUCAGAUAAUUCACAAAAUGUAGCUUUAUCUGGACGAGUUAUGGAAAUUCAAAUGUAUAGUGGACAUCGAAUUCAACUUAAAUAUUGUCAAACAUGUAAAAUUUUUCGACCACCACGAGUAUCACAUUGUUCAUUAUGUGAUGCAUGUAUUGCAAAUUUCGAUCAUCAUUGUCCAUGGGUUGGAAAUUGUGUUGGUCUACGAAAUUAUCGAUAUUUUUAUUUAUUUUUAUUUUCAUUAUCAAUUCUUUGUGUUUAUAUAUUUGUUUUUAAUAUUAUCAAUAUUGUUUUACGAGCACAAGAUGCAUCAACAGUUGCUGAUGCAAUUCGUGAAACACCAGCAACUAUUGUCGAAGCAUUAGUAUGUUUUAUAUCAAUUUGGUCUGUUAUUGGUCUAUGGGGUUAUCAUACAUAUUUAAUUUGUCGUAGUGUUACAACGAAUGAAGAUGUAAAUAUUUGAA
This is a messenger RNA of Rotaria sordida, 751 nucleotides long. The record is from the annotation of a GenBank genome assembly. NCBI's taxonomy places the organism in Eukaryota, Metazoa, Rotifera, Eurotatoria, Philodinida, Philodinidae.